UACACACACUCGCCGAGCUCUUCUCCGACAGAGGAGAGAGAGAGAGCGAACGCAGAGAGAGGGAUAAACAGAGGGAGAGAGAGGGAGGGAGAGAGAGAGAGACUAUAGGAACGCAGCGGCUUGUGUGUGCGGGCGCGCGCGCGUGCGUGUGUGUGUGUGUGUGUGUCAAGGUACGCUCGGUGGUAGAAACGACUGGCGGGGCGGAUAUGGAAGGGCUCGGGAAAUACGCUGGGAACUGACCGAGCAACGAGAAGAAGCGAGGGGACAGAGAGAGAGAGAGAGAGAGAGAGAGAGAGAGAGAAGGACGGACGGACAGCGCGGAAGGAAGGAAGGAAAGGAAAGGAGAGGAGGAGAUAUAGAAGUCUGACAGAGGAGCGGGAGACUGUGAAGAAGGGCUCGUCUGGAACACAGAAGGAACCUAAGGAGUGAGCCCUGGGCUGGAUGGGACCAACCAUGCCCCCCAGUAAGAAGGCCCAGAGCCCCAGCAGUGGAGCCAGUGCCUCGCAGGGCAUGAGCCCGUACCGGCAGGGGGACGCCGCCACAGCAGCAUCCGAGGCGGAGGCGGCGGACCUUUCCCUGUCCCUGUCCGCCUCCUUCUCCAAGGCCGAGGACGAGGAGCUCACCAGCCUCUCCUGGCUCCACGAGAGCACCGACCUCCUCAACAGCUUCAGCCACUCGGGGCUGCGUAGCGUCUCCCCACUGCAGGACCCUGACGGUCAGCAUCCCCGCUCGCCUUCGUCCUCGUCUCCCUCCCCGGACGACCCCCUGCUCGGCGACGCGCACUCGGCGUACGACUUGGCCGCAGGCGCCAACAGGAAACCGCCGUACUCCUUCAGCUGCCUGAUCUUCAUGGCCAUCGAAGACGCGCCAAAUAAGCGUCUGCCGGUGAAGGAUAUCUACGGCUGGAUCCUGGAGCACUUCCCUUACUUUGCUAGCGCCCCCACUGGCUGGAAGAACUCAGUGCGCCACAAUCUGUCGCUCAACAAGUGCUUCAAGAAGGUGGAUAAAGACCGGAGCCAGAGCAUAGGCAAAGGUUCUCUGUGGUCCAUAGAUCCAGAGUACAGGCACAACCUGAUCCAGGCGCUGAAGAAGACGCCGUACCACCCCUACUCACCCGGCCUGGCCACGCCCUCCACCUCCCCUCCCACCCUGCCUCAGACAUUUCACCACAGUCCUCCAUUGUGGUCGGGGAGUCCCCUCUUCAGAAAGAACGGAGGAGUUCUCCUACAAGUUCCUCGUGGUGUGAUCCAAAAUGGCGCUCGUGUCAGGAGCCAGGCUCUCUUCCCUGUGAUAAGACCCUUACCUGUAAGCCCUGUGGGGAGCAGAACCUCGGCCAUACGAUCAUCCCUGGGAGAUUAUCUAAGCCGAGGACAGGACAGCCCGUCCCGGUACUCUCCUCCGCUCUGCAGCGAGGACCUCCAGGACGACCACACUUACAGCACCGCCAAAUCCCCCAGCAGGCUUUGCUCCUCAGGAGCCGGCACCCCUUCCUCCCCCCUGGACGACGACGACGACAUCAUCGCCGUGGAGAUCCAGUCAGACGUCAAACCGGAGCCCCGGGAGAUCCCGCUGGAUUCUCACAUCACUGCCGCUGCCGCCACCUACAUUUCCCAGCAGCCCCUGCGCGGACAGAGACGUAGUUCGGGGCCGGGAGCUGGGACUCUGGCGGGAAGCAGUUUGCCCUGGACCAAAAACAGAGCAAGGGGCAUUAGCGACACGCUGCCGCUGAAGAAGCGGCGCGCGGCGGCGGUGGAGAAGCCACCGGAGAGCGACGACGAGGAGAUGAAGGAGGCGGCGGGGUCGCUGCUCCACUUGGCGGGGGUCAGAGCCUGCCUCAACAACAUCACAAACCGCACCGCCAAGGGCCAGAAGGAGCAGAAAGAGGCCCUGAGAAACUAAGACUCAGACAUAGAACAAGUACAUAGUCAUGCAAACACACACAGAGACGCUAUACAGCUGAAAGCACACACACACACACACACACAGACACACACAUUCAAGACACAAAUAGGUCAACAGGUAACGUUACUACAGCAUUAGUCUCAACGGACACUUCUCAUCUCCCUCUAUCUAUCUGCAGGGCAUUAGGUGAAUCCUACUUAUUUGUGGCAAUAUCAAAAAUCUAUGUUUUCCUACAUGUUCAGCAACACUAACAUCAAUGGGUAUUUCUCAUGUGUCUCUGUUGUUUUUGUUGUUUAAAAGGGGAUGAAAGCCAUAAAAAAACGCAUGUUUUGUCACUAAUUUGGACAAGUUAAACACGACAAAACCGAAUCACAUUGAGGAGCGUACAGUACAUAAACACAGAAGAUGGCUGUUUGUCUUACCUGUUUGUUUCUAUGUGAAUCUGUAGCAAUCUUGCAGUGAUGCCAGCAAAGACGGUGGAGCCUAUUUGACAAGAAUUGGAGCUCUCUUGGCCGCUCGCUAGCAUCACUCUCCUACAUCCACGAGCACAAAUGUGAGACUGUGCCAAAGACAAGCGACCAGGUUGCUUCAUGUAGCCGAUAUAACAGCCGACAAAAAAAAGAAGGCAUAUUUGUAAAGAAGAGCUAGGGAGAAUGACCUAAAGCGUCGAAAUAAUUGUAAAACCCAAUGUGAUAUAUAUUCAUGCACUUAAGAUUAUUUAACACCACUUAUAAUAGGAGCAUCAUGGGUAAAGACAUGGUUUAUUUCAAGAGCACUCAUAGUAUUUAAGAAUAGAUAUUUAAAAAUAAAAAUGGUCAUGUUUUAUCACCAUAGAGAUGGAUAGUGUGCCGGGUCUGAGGCAAUAUCUCCUUCAUUUUGUUGUUGUUGCAUAAUGUAAACGUCCCUGAAACUUCCCCAGUACUUCUGUCCAUAGACGUAGACACCUGGUAUAGAUAUCGUAGCUACCAGUAGCUACCACACCUUCCUAUUCAUUUAACAAUGUCAAAGAACUAUAUACAUGAACUGUGGUUUUAGAUUUCUGUUUGUGUCUGUUUACCCUCACUCUACCCUCAUAAAGAUAUAAGCAAUUUGUCCCGUGUGGACAACUCUGUAAAAAGGUUAGAAAAUAUUUUAUUUUUUUCCUUUCUUAAUUGAAGCAAUUUGACCUGCAGGACUUUCUCAGUUAUAUUGCAUGGGUGCUUGUAAAUAAGAUAAAAAGCAAAUCUUUUUUAUUCAAAGAUCAUGUAAGAUAAACAAUGUAUUUAGCAUGAAGCAUGACUUAUUUUCAUAUAAACCUUGAUCCUAGAGGAAAGAAAAAAAGUUUUGCCGCCAAUUCCUAUACCCGUGAUUAUAUUGGAAUUUUUAUUUUUUUCUUUGAAUCUUUUUUUAUUUUUUUCUGAGCGGGCUUUCAAAGACACGUCUUCAGGGAGGAGCGUGGGGGAUCACUCUGCACCUCUGGGCUUUGGGUUCAGGCUAUGUAGGCCAGCUGAAUCACCUCUUAGGGGUGGGCUUCCGUCUUCUUCUGCCUGUACAGUGAUUUUUAGGUGUUUAAUGUUAACCCCAGUGUUAUUUCAGAACACGUGUGUAGAGUGUGUGUGUGUGUGAGUUGGUGUGCCCAGGAGCACACACCCUUUAACAUUGUGCCUGCCUGCCUGCCCUCAGAACCUCUGUUGUCAUGUCUCUGACAUGUUUUGACAGAACGUUACUUGUCUUUAUUUUUUCCUCUCGAGUGUGUAAAUGUACAUGUGUCCUUAUUUCCCAUCGGCAUUGUUCAGUGUAAAUGUAUGAAUCAGACAGGCAUGGGAAGCUUUGUAGGUGUCCACAAAGAACCUCAUAUCUCCAAAUAGGCUACUUAGAAAUUGGAUUGAAAAGAAAGAGGAAUGUAAAAGAUGGCAUAAUGACAAAAACAUUUUUUAUUUACAUACAGUAUUGUUAACCCUUUGAUUAAAGGAAAUACUUGCUGUUGUGGAUGUCAAGCUUGCAUACAUAUUUAUCUCAAGAGCCCAACCUGGAGAUCAGAUGUAUGUGCCACUCUACAAAGAGAAUGUGUAUCUCAAGCCGGGGUUUGGUUGUAGGAGCGGUCACACAAGGGUUCUGUUUAAGCUCAAUGGACGUUGAGUGAUUGUCAGCGAGCCAAGCAGGCAAACCAAUGCAUGUCCCAUCCUCUGGUACAGUCUUUUGCCACCUGUAGCAUGCAUCACUGGCUUUGCAUUUUGUAUGGUAUCCAUGCCGACAUAAAAAAAAAAAAAGGCUAAAAGGAGACACUGUCAGUGUUCUUGUUGUGUGCCAUCCGUCUCUCGUCUGAUAUCUGUCUGAGUGCUCCCGCGGCCCAGGUCAGCAACAAUCCACUGUUGUGGUGACUAAUAACGUGUUCAGCUGGCAAGAGCCAUGUCAAGGGCGGGAGUGUGUUGCUUUAGCAACCACCUUUUCUCCUCUGACUCACUCGGCGACAUGCAGGAAGGAUGAACUCCUGACCUACGAGUCCUGGAAAAACAGAGCAACACAUAAAAUACACCUUGGACAUUUCAAAGCAAAGGAAAUAUUUUUCACUGCCUAAAAGCCCCCCCCCCUUAAAAAAGUGUUUAUUUCAAACCUGCCAAACAUAAUAACUAAACGCUCUAAAAAAAAUACAGUUGCCAUUUAUUUAUUUUUUGAUGUUUUUAUGCACAUUUUUAUUUUCUGUUCUGUUUUCUCUCCGACAAAAUGAUCUACAAUACUGCCAUUAUUUCUUUGGUGACUGUCUGAGCUGAAUAUUGGAAAGCCAUAGGUUAGAGAUGUCAAAAUGCAAAACUGUUAUUGAUCUGUGAGAUGUGAUGCAGAGUGCACCGGGGUGUUGUUUUUUUUCAGUAAAUGUUCAAUUCUCUCCUUAUUGUGCAAUCAUAUUGCCAAAGAAUGAUUUUAAGACCUAUUUCAUCACUACAUGUAAAUAUCAACGUUGUCCAAUACCGUGGCAAAAAAUAUAUAAAUGUUGUUUUAUUUUGUUUUCCAUUUCCUGAAAAACUGCAAUGAUGUUUAUGUGAUGUAUUGUCUUCCAGUUGGUUGCAAUAAUAAAAAA
Molecule: messenger RNA, 4957 nt
Organism: Anoplopoma fimbria (sablefish)
Lineage: Eukaryota; Metazoa; Chordata; Actinopteri; Perciformes; Anoplopomatidae
Product: forkhead box protein N3-like
Biological process (GO): regulation of DNA-templated transcription
Cellular component (GO): nucleus
Molecular function (GO): DNA-binding transcription factor activity; cis-regulatory region sequence-specific DNA binding
Source: RefSeq, a predicted model, not a curated record